GUUGUCAAACACUCUCAUCAGUUUUCAGUUUGUAAGGGAGGUCUUCAGCACAACGUCUUGUGCCUUCGUGCAAGCCGAAGCUCCCUGCGACUUCCCUCCAGCAUCGCCCUUUAAGCCAUCCGUUUACCGGGCUGAGGGUGCUACAUUAGCUCAACCCCAGAAUCCCCUCGCAAAUUCACUGUGAAGCAAGGCUUUGCCAAACUACGGACUGCGACGUUGGGUGCUUGCUCUCGUUUUUGAAAUAAUAAAGACCAUAAUGAUCAUGUCAAGUACUAUAAACCUAUCUGGGCGACGUCAGGCAACGUCAGUUCGGCAGCCUGGCCAUUCGGCGUUGUCAUGCGCUGCAAUGCCUCGCUUUGUCGGCGAGCGCCUGCGCAGCCGCGAGGCGCCGACGGCUGCUCGGCGCCGGACAGUUACAUGCGCGGCGCAUAAGGGCGCGGCUGCCGCGGCCGUGGCGGCCACGGCCACGGCAACCGUUUCCGCGCCCCCGCCGGGACCUCCGGGACGAGCGCCUCCAACACAGGACCCCAGCGUCAUCCUGCACCUCCUCACUUCCCCCUUUAUCUCCAUGCUGGGUGGCGAGAGCAGCUGGCAGUACUACCUGUUUUCCCGCGUCACACACGAGGUGGUGGCUGUGGCGUUGCUGGCGGUGUUUGCGUACUGGCUGCUCACCAAGAUGGCGCACGGCAGUGCGCAGGCGAUGGAGAAGCACCGCGACACCGCGGGCUCCGCUGGCGGCGGCGAGUUUCUGCGACUAGCGGCUGACGCGCUGACGGGCGCGCAGGCCAAGCUGUUCUUCUCGGUGGUGCUGUUUGUGAACGUUGCCCGCAACUCGCUGUACAUCAUGGACGGCUUCAUCACCAAGUUCAACCCCAAGCUUCCCAACGACUGGCUGGACGACCUGAUCCGACUGGCGGUUGACUGCCUGGCGCCGCUGGACAACGUGCUGAUGAAGCUCAGCCUGAUUGGCACGGCGCUGUUCGGCUGUGCGGUGUGUCUGCGCUGGAAGGAUGUGCUGGUGGCGUACGGCGUCAAGACCUACCUGGAGCAGCUGGACAAGGGGCAGGAGCUGGUGCAGAACUUCAUCAACCCCGCGUCCAACCUACUGAACUGGGUCAUCAUCGUGCUGUCGGCGCUGUGGUUGGCGGUGGCACUGGGCUUCAACCUCAAGCCGCUGCUGGCGGUGGGUGGUGCCAGCGGCAUCAUCAUCGGUCUAGCCACGCAGCAGGUGCUGGGCAACUUUGUGAGCGGCCUCAACAUCUUCCUGUCGCGGCCAUUCGUGGCGGGCGAGUUUAUUAGUCUGGUCAGCCAGACCCUGUCAAGCCAGACCAACAUCAGCGGCCGGGUCAUACGUAUCGACCCCAUGCGCACACUCAUAGCCACUGAGGACGGCGCCACCGUCACCGUGCCCAACCAGAUCAUCGCAGUGAGCAUUGUGGUGAACCGCUCCCGCAGCCCGCACUGGACCGUCAGCACCGCCAGCCCGCUGCUGGCCAACACCCGCGAGCUGAGGUGGCGCAUGAAGCUGCCGCACGCCGCUCUGGAGCGCAUCGAGGAGCUUGAGGCGAAGAUCGACGCGGCUCUGAACGCGGCACUGCCUCAGGCCCAGGUCCGCUACAGCCCGCCCGACCUGCACCUGGUCAAGUUCAACGAGGGAGGCGCGGAGAUCGCUGCCAAGGUGAACCUGGUGUGGCGGCUUCGCGAAGGCGGUGCGACGAAGGAGCUGGUGGAGAAGCAGCAGACGCAGGAGAUGCUGGUGCAGACGGCGCUGCUGGCGCUGCAGAAGGUGGUCCGCAGCUGCGACGGAGCCUUCAUCACCGUGUAGGUGCACUGCGGUAGGCGCACUGCGUGUAGGCGCACUGCAUGUAGGCGCACUGCGUGUAGGCGCACUGCAUGUAGGCGCACUGCAUGUAGGCGCACUGCAUGUAGGCGCUGACACGACUGGUUGACAUCGAGUCGCUCAUCGUGUGCAUGAGCGGCGGCGGUGGAGCGAUACGCGGCGGCAGCGGCGGCGGGAGGCCGGGAAGGGGGCAUCGAGCCCAUACAAGGCAUGGGCUAGGCAACAGCCACCUUGGUUUGUCGGCAUCGCGAUUGCGCAUGAGCCAUUCAACGCGGCGUCAUGUCGCUGUGCUGACGUGGGGAGAGUUAUGUGGGGGCGUGGCGUGCUGCCUCGGUGACCACGGGUAAGGCUAUGUAGGCAUUCGUGUACUGACCACCGUCCAUUGUGGGCUGUGGAGUGAUUCAUGCAAGCGCACUCGGUACGCGCGAGGUGGUGUGCAGGCUAAGACAGCACGGGCGUGCGAGAGCCUGCGAGGGUCGUCGCGCUGAGCCAUGACGCAGGAGGGUUUGCAGCAAAGUCGGGGUUGGGCCCUGAUAGCAUGUGAUGGCUCGGCGUCUUCGGGAGCUGGGACUGUCCCCUCUGUAACAUCCGCAUCCAUGACGCAGGAAUUUUGUGGGAACGUGAUAUGCUAAUGUACAGUGACACUGGUAUAUUUAGGUGAUCGCCAUUCGCUUUAGUAUCGACCUGUACAGACUUUCCAGUGCUUGGCUUGUGUAUGUGGCAAGGCGGGGGGAAGGGUGAUGUGAGCGCGUUUGCGGGGUGCCGACGGAGCACCAGCGGAGUAGCAGGGCAGGUCAGCAUGAUGCGAAUUUCAUAGGCAGGAGCGCAGAGAGCACUGGACUGUGCAUAUGCCAGCAGACAGGCUGUCGGAAGGGCGUGCAGGGCAGCCGGCGCAGGCGGGCGGCAGGCAGAAGGGCCAGUAGAGUUGCGCAAGGUCACACGAUGUGAGCCCCCCCCCCCCGUCAUGAACCGGUGCCAGCUGUAAAGACGUCAUGUA
This is a messenger RNA of Chlamydomonas reinhardtii, 2837 nucleotides long. RefSeq lists its product as uncharacterized. Gene Ontology annotation, biological process: transmembrane transport. The record is from RefSeq and is a predicted model, not a curated record. Gene Ontology annotation, molecular function: mechanosensitive monoatomic ion channel activity. The transcript is spliced from 16 exons. NCBI's taxonomy places the organism in Eukaryota, Viridiplantae, Chlorophyta, Chlorophyceae, Chlamydomonadales, Chlamydomonadaceae. Gene Ontology annotation, cellular component: membrane. The coding region runs from base 347 to 1825 and encodes 492 amino acids.